This is a messenger RNA of Aspergillus alliaceus, 1413 nucleotides long. RefSeq names its product ankyrin repeat domain-containing protein. The transcript has a single exon. The record is from RefSeq and is a predicted model, not a curated record. Lineage: Eukaryota; Fungi; Ascomycota; Eurotiomycetes; Eurotiales; Aspergillaceae. Bases 1 to 1413 code for a protein of 470 amino acids. Gene Ontology annotation, molecular function: protein binding. Gene Ontology annotation, cellular component: nucleus; cytoplasm.
AUGCCUGACCUCCUAACCCUUUGCCAGGCCGCGUCAGUCGGCGAUAUAGGUGCUAUUCAGAUGCUACUUGAUAGUGGGGCGGAUGUCAACUCCAUGGACGACCAGCCCGGGGUUGCCUACACUGCAUUGCAUCAUGCCUCCGCACAGGGACAUGGCAUUGCAGUGAGGUUAUUGUUGCACCGCAGCGCCGACUUCGAUAAAUUUGGGUCGGACGGCAUGACAGCGUUGCAUCUGGCAGCUCAGAAUGGCCACGAAGAGUCAGUACGUGUCCUGCUGGAGCAUGGAAUAGACGUGAAUCAGCGGGCCCAGUUUGAUCACCUGACGCCGUUGCACUUGGCUGCUGAGGCGGGAAAUUUGCCAGUUGUGCAUGCGUUGCUGCACCACGGAGCUGACAUUGCGGCCGUCGAUGCAACUGGAAACUCAGCUCUACAUUUUUCGGCUAAGAAAGGCCAUAUUGAUGUUACAGCUGCACUCAUCGCUCAUGGCGCGGAUGCUCACGCCCAAAAUGAGCUUCAAGAGUCACCACUGCACGGCGCGGCUUGUUCAGGCAAUGAGCGGACUGUUCGCGUUUUACUCGAGCAUGGCGUCGACCCCUGGACAGGACACGUUUUUGGAUUUACCCCAUUGGAGUGCGCCAUAAGACAAGGGCAUGAGAACGUUGUCCGAGAGUUGCUCUCGCAGGAACAUUUUCCUAUGCCAAGACCUGAUGGCGAGUCAGCCUUGGUGGCAGCAGCCGGGUGCUGCCAGGAUAUAUUCGUCAAGCUUCUACUGGACAUGGGCUUCGAUGCGAACUCCACGAAUGAAUUUGUCCAGCCUCAUCGCAUUCCCACAAUGCCGGGGCAGUUUGUCACCAUAUCCGAGUUAGAACGGAACUUGGAUUUGCAUUCUGAGCUGCGAGGCCCCUGGAGUGCUUUACAUGCCGCAGUGCACUGCGGUAGUCAAGCUAUAACCCGGGUGCUUUUGGAUAACAGCGCAAAUCCUGAUUGCAUUGAUGCUUACGGCUGGACACCACUGCACUCAGCUGCCUCUAGAAAAUUGGAUCUGGUGCCACUAUUACUAGAAUAUGGCGCAGACGCAAACAUUCGGGACAAGCAAGGCUGCAUCCCAUUGCAUUGGGCAGUUGCAGGUUCCGUGGUCAGAGUGCAUGGAGGUGGGUGGUCAUCGCAGGGAAGAAACCUCAAAAUUCAAGAAGAGGCCGUUGCCCAUCUUUUGCAGUGUCCAUCAGACAUUAACACGAGGAACAACGAUGGGCAGACAGCGUUGCACUGGGCGGUUAGGUACGGGGAGAAAACCAUUGCGUAUCAGUUGAUCGAACAGCAUGCGGAUUUGAGGAUAACAGACGUCUACGGGCGGACUGCACUGGACUGGGCGAUCGAAUGUGGCCGUGAAGACAUGGUGGACAUGUUAACCUAA